CACUGUAGGAAAACCAGUCCUCUUAGGAUGAGUAAUUCUUCAAAUACCAACCUUGACACUGCUCCCAGUAGCCCAACACGAUUUCAUGUCAACAUAGUUAGGGAAGGGUAUGACAAUCCAGCAUGUGAUGUAAACAAAGACCCCCCACAGUAUGAGGAAACUUCAUUUGCUAAUGAAGACCAAAGACAUAGAAUGAAUUACAGGCAUGAAAAUAGGGAGGUAUAUAACAAUGCCCAUCAAAAUGGAGACACUAUUAAAACAGAAGGCCAUUUCCAUGCUUAUGACACACACACUAACACUUAUUACUUGAAAACAUUUGGACAUAACACAAUGGAUGCAGUUCCCAACAUUGACUAUUAUAGAAACACUGGUAGCAUCUCCGGGGUCAAGAAAAGCAGACCAAGCCUGGCAGAAAUCCAUGAGCAACUGUCAAAGAAUGAAGCAGUGACUCCUGUCUCAUUUUCCAAUGGGGAUGGAGCCUUGGGGGAUGAAGAAGCAAAUAAAGAGGAGGAAGAAGAAAAAAAGGGUGGAUUUGUUAAAUUUGGAUGGGUUAAAGGAGUACUGGUCAGAUGCAUGCUAAAUAUUUGGGGUGUAAUGCUUUUCAUUCGACUCUCUUGGAUUGUAGGCCAAGCAGGAAUAGGUCUGGGAGUCGUUCUCAUUUGCCUCAGUGUGGUGGUAACUACACUGACAGGUCUUUCUAUGUCAGCUAUAUGCACUAAUGGUGUUGUUAGAGGAGGUGGAGCAUAUUAUCUCAUAUCGAGAAGUCUGGGCCCUGAGUUUGGUGGAUCCAUAGGACUUAUAUUUGCCUUUGCCAAUGCUGUUGCAGUUGCUAUGUAUGUUGUUGGGUUUUCUGAAACAGUUGUGGAUAUUCUUAAGGACAGUGAUGCAAUCAUGGUUGAUGAAAUAAAUGAUAUUCGGAUCGUAGGUGCUAUUACAGUGGUCCUGCUCCUUGGUAUAUCUGUAGCUGGUAUGGAAUGGGAAGCUAAGACUCAAGUCGUGCUUUUAAUUAUUCUACUUGUGGCAAUUGCAAAUUUCUUCAUUGGAACCAUUAUUCCUACUUACGAAGAGAAAAGGGCUCGAGGCUUCUUUAAUUAUCAAGCUGCAAUAUUUGCUGAAAACUUUGGACCUGAUUUCAGGAAUGGAGAAGGAUUCUUUUCUGUGUUUGCUAUUUUCUUCCCAGCAGCCACUGGAAUCCUUGCAGGAGCAAAUAUCUCUGGAGACUUGGAGGAUCCACAAGACGCUAUUCCAAAGGGAACAAUGUUGGCUAUAUUUAUAACAACUAUUGCUUAUCUUGGAGUUGCUAUUUGUGCAGCUGCAAGUGUCGUGCGGGACGCCACUGGGAGCAUGAACGAUACAAUUACAUCUGCAAUAAGUUGCAAUGGGUCUGCUGCAUGCACCCUUGGCUACGAUUUUUCCAGAUGUGAAACAGAAAAAUGUGCGUUUGGGUUGAUGAAUAACUUUCAAGUGAUGAGUAUGGUAUCUGGGUUUGGACCUCUGAUUAUCGCUGGAAUAUUCUCAGCUACACUCUCCUCUGCCUUAGCAUCUCUUGUCAGUGCUCCUAAAGUAUUUCAGGCUCUCUGCAAGGAUAACAUCUACAGAGCUCUUUACUUUUUUGCGAAAGGAUAUGGAAAAAACAAUGAACCAAUCAGAGGAUAUGUUCUUACAUUUGUUAUUGCCCUUGGGUUUAUUCUCAUUGCUGAGCUGAACACAAUUGCGCCCAUCAUUUCAAACUUCUUCCUCGCCUCUUAUGCUUUGAUCAACUUCUCUUGUUUUCAUGCUUCCUAUGCAAAAUCCCCUGGUUGGAGACCUGCCUUUAAAUAUUACAACAUGUGGGUGUCCCUGUUUGGGGCCAUGCUGUGCUGUGGUGUUAUGUUUGUUAUCAACUGGUGGGCGGCUCUGAUCACUUACGCCAUUGAGCUUUUCUUGUAUAUCUAUGUCACAUACAAGAAGCCAGAUGUUAAUUGGGGGUCGUCAACCCAGGCACUUUACUUCACAAAUGCCUUGAAUACUGCUUUGGAGCUAAACACUAUUGAUGAACAUGUGAAGAACUUCAGACCACAGUGUUUAGUGUUAACUGGAGGACCAAUGGCAAGACCAGCUCUGCUUGAUAUUACUCAUUCAUUUACAAAGAACACUGGGCUAUGUAUUUGUUGUGAGGUGUUUGUGGGACCGCGCAAACAGACUGUAAAAGAAAUGAAUUCCGGUAUGCUCAAAAAACAGACUUGGUUAACAAAGAACCAAAGAAAAGCAUUUUAUGCUGCAGUUGCCGCUGAGAAUUUUAGAGAAGGUGUAAAAAGUCUUCUUCAGGCUUCUGGUUUAGGAAGAAUGAAGCCAAAUACCCUGGUUAUUGGGUUUAAAAAGGACUGGAAAAAUGCCAGCCCAAUGGAUCUUGAAAACUAUGUGGGAAUGUUACAUGAUGCCUUUGAUUUUGAAUAUGGAGUGGUUGUAGUCAGAAAUAGUCAAGGCUUUGACAUCUCUCAAAUACUUCAAGUCCAAGAGGAACUUCAAAAGCUCGAACAAGAGAGGCUGACUCUUGAAGCUACUAUUAAAGAGAACGAAUUUCAAGAAGGAAAUAGGGGAAUCCGCAGGUUUAUGCAUAAAGCUCAUAAGCUAAAUAUUACAAAACAUUCAUCCACAAAAGAUGUCAGCACAAUUCCCCCGAUGCACGUAGGCGAAUAUAAUCAGAGAUUAAUAGAAGCCAGCGAACUAUUUAAAAAGAAGCAAGGAAAGGGUACGAUUGAUGUUUGGUGGCUGUUUGAUGAUGGAGGUUUAACUCUCCUUAUUCCUCAUAUUCUAACGCUAAGAAAAAAAUGGAAGGAUUGUAAGCUGAGGAUUUUUAUUGGAGGAAAAGUGAACCGCCUGGAAGAUGAGAAGCUGGUAAUGGCGUCACUUUUGAACAAAUUCCGAAUUAAAGUUGCAGAAAUCCAUAUUAUUGGAGACAUCAAUACAAAGCCAAGCAAAGAGAGCUGGAAGUUUUUCGAAGAGAUGAUCGAACCAUACCGUCUCCAUGAGAGCUCUAAAGAUGUACCAACUGCAGAGAAAAUAAGCAAAGAACACCCAUGGAAAAUAACAGAUUCUGAGCUUGAGAUGUUCAAAGAAAAGAGUUACCGCCAAGUCAGACUUAAUGAACUUUUACAGGAACACUCUAGAUCUGCUAACCUCAUUGUGCUAAGCCUUCCAGUUGCAAGAAAAGGAACUGUGUCAGAUCACUUAUAUAUGGCUUGGGUAGAAAUUCUAUCAAAGAACCUUCCGCCUGUUUUGAUGGUUAGAGGAAACCAUAAGAAUGUACUAACUUUCUACUCCUAAAGUUUGAAAUUA
Messenger RNA from Bombina bombina (fire-bellied toad), 3318 nucleotides. RefSeq names its product solute carrier family 12 member 1 (gene SLC12A1). The record is from RefSeq and is a predicted model, not a curated record. Gene Ontology annotation, cellular component: membrane. The transcript is spliced from 26 exons. NCBI's taxonomy places the organism in Eukaryota, Metazoa, Chordata, Amphibia, Anura, Bombinatoridae. Gene Ontology annotation, biological process: chloride transmembrane transport; cell volume homeostasis; sodium ion homeostasis. The coding region runs from base 28 to 3306 and encodes 1092 amino acids. Gene Ontology annotation, molecular function: sodium:potassium:chloride symporter activity.